This is a messenger RNA of Nicotiana attenuata, 2569 nucleotides long. Its product is annotated as probable L-type lectin-domain containing receptor kinase S.5. Gene Ontology annotation, cellular component: plasma membrane. Bases 228 to 2294 code for a protein of 688 amino acids. The record is from RefSeq and is a predicted model, not a curated record. The transcript is spliced from 2 exons. Gene Ontology annotation, biological process: protein phosphorylation. Lineage: Eukaryota; Viridiplantae; Streptophyta; Magnoliopsida; Solanales; Solanaceae. Gene Ontology annotation, molecular function: ATP binding; carbohydrate binding; protein kinase activity.
GAGACCAACCCAAAAACCUGUUCAAACUUCAAACCUCUUCAGCACUAAUAUUAUUAUUACUAUUAUCUCAUCUCAAUUUCUUCACUCAUUGAUCAAUUAUUUUAUUUAUAUCUACAAAAAAGUAAGACAAACCCAACGUGCCUCAAACCUUCUCCUCUCCCCUGUUUUCUUGUCCAUCUCCAAAUCUACUUUCCCUACACUACUCACCAUCUCCACCUGCUGAUGAAAUGGGAUUAUUGACAGCAAAAAUACUCACCAUUUUCAUCUUUCUCAGCUGUCUUCAACUCAAAAUUCAAGCCCAGAAACUGAAAACAUUCAACAAAGAAUAUCCAUCUUUUGAUGAAACUUUCUUUAACAUAUUUGAGGUUGAAAAGCCUGCAACAAUCAGCAACGCUGCUCUUCAGGUGACUCCUGACUCUGCAUCUUCUGAUUUCAACCUCUACAAUAACUCAGGAAGAAUCCUCUUGAAACAGCCAUUUAAGCUCUGGGAUGGUGAUAUUUCAAACAAUAAAAGCAGGGUUGCAUCUUUCAACUCUUCUUUUCUUGUAAAUAUUUAUAGGCCAAAGAAUGAAACAGCUGCUGAAGGUUUAGCAUUCUUGAUUUCUCCAGAUUUGGAGAAGCCACUCAAUAGCCAAGGGCAAUAUUUGGGUUUGACAAAUGCUACUACUGAUGGAAAUUCCACCAAUAAAGUUAUUGCUGUUGAGCUUGAUACUUUUAAGCAGAACUUUGACCCUGAUGAUAACCAUAUUGGUAUUGAUAUUCACAGUAUUAGAUCUGUAAAGUAUGAAUCUUUGUCAUCUCAUGGGAUUGAGCUUGCUCCUAUGGGUGCAAGAUUCUAUAAUAUUUGGGUACAAUAUGAUGGAAUCAAGAAAAUUCUUGAUGUGUAUAUUGCAGAACAAGCUGAAAAAAAUGGCUCUACACCACCUAGACCAAACAACCCUAUAUUAACAUAUAAUCUUGAUUUAAAAGACCAUGUGAAUCAAGAAUCAUAUUUUGGAUUUGCUGCAUCAACUGGGAGUAAUUACCAACUCAACUGUGUGCUGAGGUGGAACUUAACAGUUGAGUAUUUUCCAGAUAAAAAGCAUCCAUGGUUGAAGGUUGUUUUAGGGGUUGGGGUUCCAGUUGUGGUGUUAUUGCUACUUGGGGCAGCAUAUUUAGGGUAUAUUUAUCACAAGAGAAGAAUUGAUAGGUCACAGUCAAACAUAUUGGGUGCACUAAAGAGUUUGCCUGGAACCCCACAAGAGUAUAAGUUCAAGGCUUUGAAAAAAGCUACCAACAAUUUUGAUGAAAAGAAUAAGCUUGGGCAAGGGGGAUAUGGAGUGGUUUACAGAGGUUUUUUAGCUGCUGAGGAUAAAGAUAUUGCAGUCAAGUGGUUUUCAAGGGAAAGUAUCAAAGGUGAAGAUGAUUUCUUGGCUGAACUUACUAUCAUUAAUCGUCUCAGGCAUAAACAUCUUGUCAAAUUGCUUGGAUGGUGCCACAAGAAUGGAAAACUACUGCUUGUAUAUGAAUACAUGCCUAAUGGCAGCCUAGAUAUGCACCUCUUUUCGGGCCCAGAUAAGCAGCCGCUUAGCUGGCAUGUCCGAUACAAAAUUGUGCAAGGUGUCGCCUCGGCAUUGCACUAUCUGCACAAUGAGUACGAGCAGAGGGUAGUCCAUCGCGAUCUAAAGGCAAGUAACAUUAUGCUCGACUCCAAGUUCAAUGCGCGCCUUGGGGAUUUUGGCCUUGCACGUGCCCUUGACAAUGAAAGAACCUCGUAUGCUGAGGCUGAAGGAGUACUUGGCACAAUGGGAUACAUAGCACCAGAGUGUUUCCACACCGGGAAAGCCACAUCGCAAUCUGAUGUUUACGCAUUUGGUGCCGUGUUGUUGGAAGUUGUAUGUGGCCAAAGACCUGGAAUCAAGGUUAAUGGCUUUCAAUUCUUUGUUGAUUGGGUAUGGUACUUGCAUCGCGAUGGCCGUAUCCUAGAAGCUGUUGAUCAAAGGCUUGGGGAUGACUAUGUUGCUGAAGAAGCGAAGAAACUUCUGCUGUUAGGUUUGGCUUGCUCACAUCCAAUAGCAAGUGAGAGACCUAAAACACAGACAAUAGUUCAGAUUAUAUCAGCGUCAGCACCAGCACCAGAAGUUCCACCAUUUAAGCCGGCAUUUGUAUGGCCAUCUAUGAUGCCAAUGGACAUAGACUCGAGUGUUAUGGACACAACAUCUAUUACAACUUCUCACUUCAAUUCAGGAUGGAGUCUUGACUAUCAGAGCAGGGAGACCCCAACAUAUGCAGACCACCCCAACUCAUUGGUGUAGUUACUUUGGUAAAGCAACUUUUACCAAAAGGAAAAUUGAUUUUUUUGGUCGUCUAUUUUUCCUUUAAUUUACUGUAAUUAUGUUUUCUGGGGAGGAGGUUAAAAUAUUUCUUUCAGUUUUUUACUUUUUGUUUUGAUGUUUUUUUUUUUUUUCAAUUUGUUAAUGGGGAAGGAUGAGAAGAUCAGACCAGCCCAUGUACAUCAUUUAACUCAGUAGUGUUACAGUAUGUCCUAUUUACUGUUGCUCUUUAGUUGAUAUAUUGAUAAUAUUGGGAU